AUGGCCGCUGAAAAGCCAGAGACGGACAAUCACGACACCAUCGAGGCGCUCAAUGACUCGGCCCUUCGCCAUGCUGCCGAGCGUGGACAAGCCGCGACUGACAAAUAUGGUCAGAGUCUUGUUCAGUACGACCCUGUCGCUGAGAGGAAGCUACGUCUGAAGAUCGAUCUAUACAUCAUCCCGACCGUGGCCCUGCUCUACCUUUUCUGCUUCAUCGAUCGGGCCAACAUUGGUAAUGCCAAAAUCGCCGGGCUCGAAGCCGAUUUGGGCAUGUCAGGACUCGACUACAACACCCUCGUCUCGAUUUUCUACGUUUCCUAUAUCAUCUUUGAGAUCCCCUCCAACCUGGCCUGCAAGUGGAUAGGUCCCGGCUGGUUCCUCCCUCUCGUUACCCUCCUCUUCGGCGUCACCUCCCUCGGCACCGCCUUCGUCACCACCAUGCCCCAGGCUGCUGCAGUUCGCUUCCUCUUGGGCUUGUUUGAAGCAGGAAUGAUGCCAGGAAUUGCGUAUUACUUGUCUCGUUGGUAUCGCCGCGCCGAACUGGCGUUCCGCCUGUCCCUGUACAUCGUCAUGGCCCCUCUGGCGGGAGCUUUCGGCGGUCUGCUAGCGUCGGCGAUCCUGACGCUUGACCACUUCGGCAGCCUGCACACAUGGCGGAUGAUAUUCGCCAUCGAGGGGAUCAUCACCAUCUGCCUGGCCUUAAUCGCCUUCGUCACGCUGACAGACCGCCCUGCCACGGCCCGCUGGCUCACCCAAGAAGAGAAGGAUCUCGCCAUUGCCCGUGUCAAGUCAGAGCGCAUCGGCGCCACCGAAGUGCUGGACAAAAUGGACAGGAAGAAGUUGGUCAACGGAAUCCUCUCCCCCGUCACGCUCAGCACGUCCUUUGUCUUCCUCCUCAACAACGUCACCGUGCAGGGCCUGGCCUUCUUCGCCCCGACCAUCGUGCGGACCAUCUACAGUGACAAGACGACGAUCCAGCAGCAGCUCUACACGGUGCCGCCCUACGUUGUCGGGGGCUUCUUUACUGUCCUCCUCCCGCUCCUCAGCUGGCGGCUAGACAGACGGCAGAUCUUUGUCGUGCUGACGGCGCCGCUGUGCAUGGUCGGCUACUGCAUGUUCCUAGGCUCAAAAGAUGCCUCUGUCCGGUACGGGGCCACGUUCCUGAUCGCCUCGGCCGUGUUCGCCGGCGGACCGCUCUGCAACGCCCAGGUGUCGGCCAACGUGGUCAGCGACACGGCCCGCAGCUCGGCCAUCGGAUUCAACGUCAUGCUGGGCAACGUCGGCGGUCUCAUUGCCGCUUGGGCGUUCCUGCCGUGGGACGCGCCUGACUACCACAUCGGCAACGGCCUCAACCUGGCGACCUCGGGGACGGUGCUUAUCCUUAGCACGUUGACCUUGCUCUGGAUGAAGUGGGACAACAGGAAGAGGGAUGGUAGGGAUGUCGAUGCGGAGUUGAGCGGAUACACGGCGGAGCAGAUUCGGGAUCUGGAUUGGAAGCAUCCUGCGUUCCGCUGGCGGCCUUAA
Messenger RNA from Phialemonium atrogriseum, 1524 nucleotides. Its product is annotated as major facilitator superfamily domain-containing protein. Gene Ontology annotation, cellular component: membrane. The record is from RefSeq and is a predicted model, not a curated record. The coding region runs from base 1 to 1524 and encodes 507 amino acids. Gene Ontology annotation, molecular function: transmembrane transporter activity. The transcript has 4 exons. Lineage: Eukaryota; Fungi; Ascomycota; Sordariomycetes; Cephalothecales; Cephalothecaceae. Gene Ontology annotation, biological process: transmembrane transport.